Molecule: messenger RNA, 2892 nt
Organism: Malassezia japonica
Lineage: Eukaryota; Fungi; Basidiomycota; Malasseziomycetes; Malasseziales; Malasseziaceae
Exons: 1
Coding region: 1-2892 (963 amino acids)
Biological process (GO): regulation of GTPase activity
Cellular component (GO): cytoplasm
Molecular function (GO): guanyl-nucleotide exchange factor activity
Source: RefSeq, a predicted model, not a curated record
AUGGCUCAGUCGGCGCAGACGCCUGAAUCUCUUUCGUUCCUGCAGGAACGCUUGACCGAGAAGCCAUUCUCCCUGCAGUCUACCGCCACGGUCAACGAUUCGUGGACCAUGGAUGGCAAUCUGGCUGCGCCACGCGGUGUGCGGCCGAUGGACAUCUAUGGCGAUCUGACCAUGGAUAAUGCGGGGCCAAACAGUGAGCCACAGCUCGAGGCGACUCUUAUAUCGACGCUUCGCGAUGCGUCAUCUCCUGAGAUCGACACUGACAUCAGCCGUACGUCGUCCACUUCGACGAAGGGCUCAAGCACUGAGUCGGCUCCUGUUUGGAGCUCCAAGUCGAGCUCGCAAUAUAGCGAGGCACCUGCCGAGCCGGCAGCGAACGAACCCGGUCUUGCGCCUAGCGCUGAAAUCGCGACGAGUGCCAAGGAGCACAGCCACGCGGCCAGUGCUGAGGAGGCGAAAUCGGAGGAUGAGGACAAGGCGUCGCGCUUGCAAGUCAAGCGGCUGCAUUCGAUCCUCGAGCUACUCGACACGGAGCGUAACUAUACGGAGGACCUUGACAUGCUGGUCAACGUAUUCUUUGCGCAGUUGCGUACCCUUCCCUACUUCAUGGAAAAUGGCCAGCGUCUUCGCACGGUCGUGCGCAAUGCAGACGAGCUAAUGGCUCUUCACCGCGAUCUGACGACGCGUCUCACUGAUAUUGUCGAGCGUGCUAUGAAGGCGGAUGCCCCGAGCGAUGCCGCGGACCGUGCAGUGGUCGAGUGUGCCAACACCAUUACGGCACUUGCGCCACGCUUCGUGGUAUACAACGAGUUUUGUGCUCGUCAAAAAGAAUCUCUCGCGCAUAUUGACGCGGUAGAACACCGCGCGGGUGAGUGGGAGCUGUUUAAGCAGCGUACCAACGAGGCUGCGCAGCGUUUCAUGGAGUCUUCCUCCGAGGAUGCGAGCCCAGCGAGCAGUACUUCGCCCUCUCCCCGUGCUGCGACCCAACGGCGCUUGCUCUUCCGGGACUUUUUCAUCAAGCCGAUCCAACGUGUGUGCUUGUACCCCAUUAUUUUGCAGACCGUCCAGAAAAACUCACCAGGCGUCGGUCAAGAGGAACUGGCACAGGCUAUUGAGCUCAUGCGGAACGUCGGUCUUGAUGUGGACCGGGCGAGCAAGCGGCGCGAGUCGGCGCUACUGACCGAGAUGAUCGGUGCGCGUCUUGAGUAUACGACAGCCUUCUCGCCUUCUCUCCUGACGUCUCUUGGUGAAUGUAAGAUGUCGGGCAAUCUCGACGUUUUGCACCACCACAGCCGGCUUGCACCCCUGGCAAAUCCUCUUCCGAUCAAGUACUAUGGUUGCUUUUUGUUUGCCGAUUUCUUGCUAAUGGUCAAGGUACGCCGCAACCACUCCUACACGGCACGGUACUGGUUCCCUCUGGCAGACGCACGUCUAGAGCGUACGGAGCCACACGAGAGCUACCUUCGCCAUGCCUUCCGACUCACGGUCCGUGGUCAUCACUUUGAGAUGAUUGCGUCGACCGCGAAGGAAUGUCACCUGUGGCUCAGUGCACUGGAGGAGCUCCUUGAACGUGGCCCAGCCAAGAUGCGUCGCCUAAACGGAGCCGAUGUACCUUUCCCUUGCAAUCUAAUCAGCGACGGGGCUGCACCCGAGGCCACGGAAGACCCCCUACGUGCCUUUUUCGCGCACCGCACCCUCAGCCCGGAUUCGCAGGCCGCCGGUCGUGGUCGCGCGACCCCUGCCACUCCUCAUGCCGAGAUCCUGCUCCGCCACAAGUCGCCGCCCCGCCGUGCGGCGAUCGACCGUGGCAUGCUGUUUUCGGACGCUUGCAUCUCGGCCCGCACCUCAGUCGACCAAGAUGGCAUGCUCUCGCAUACGACACUCGUCUCCCCUUCUACCCUGGGUUCCACGGUUGGCUCCAAAUUCAACCUUAGCCGCCUUUCCGGCAGCGAGACGCUCUCGCUCAAACUUCCCUCGCGUGCGAUCUCGGAGGAACCAACGGUGAAUGCCCCCCCCUCGAUGCAGAGUGAAGAUGCCAGUCCUCUGGAAUCGCCCAUGGCCACGGCUCCAUCAUCGCCUACGCUGCGCUCGGUGUCUUCGUUUGCCUUCCCCUCGGAGAAUGGCGAGCUGGGCGAAGGCGCCAGCCGUGGUUUCCGGCGCCGCAUGCGCGAUAGCUUUUCGCGCCGGAGCAGCGUGCAGCUGGACUUUGCCGAACUUGUUGCAGCACAAGAGCAAGCGCAGCAGGCGCAUGCCCUGAGCCGGCGCAGCUCGUUGACGGGGCUCAGCGGACGUUCAUCGGCCAUCGUUUCACCUAGCGCCAGCCAGCUUCACGUGAAUGAAGUGGGCCAGAUGUCCAAGGUGCAAGCCCCUCCCCUCACCAUCGAUACUUCGGAUGCGAUCAAGACACCGACGCCUACGACGGGCGCUGCUUCGCUGCGUGCUUCGCUGAGCUCGACACGCUCGAUGCGCGAGAAUGCCAAGGCGUUCUUCUCGCCGACGACGCAGCGCUUUCCGACGUCUCCGGAAGAAGACUCGGCAUCGCCCGCAGGUACGCUCAAGCGCAGCUCUUCGCUGAACUGGAGUGCACUGCGUGCUCGCAACUGGUCUACCGCAUCCCUCAAAGGCCUUGCCCCGCGCCGUGGCUCGAUGGAUCUGGACCAGGACCUGGGCAUGCCCGAGCCGCCGCGGUGCUCGUCGCGUGCCUCUCUUGCGGACACGUCGUGUCCUACUCCGUCGCUGUCGACGCAUGCCUCCUCGGAGGCAGUGUCUGCCCCGGCGUCGCGUGCGCCGAGUCCGAAGCGCAAGUUUGCAAUGCGUUUCUUGCAGCGCAACCGUAUCUCACCUAUGGCCCCUAUUGACCCGCAAUCAUCCGCAACAUGCGACCAACACUAA